This is a messenger RNA of Danio rerio (zebrafish), 2995 nucleotides long. The record is from RefSeq and is a predicted model, not a curated record. NCBI's taxonomy places the organism in Eukaryota, Metazoa, Chordata, Actinopteri, Cypriniformes, Danionidae.
AUGCGAUCUAGCGGUACAUUCUUGAUUAAACUGUCCGACGUGCACUGCUCUCUGGGGUUUCGUGCUCGAAGCACCUGCUGGCUGCCUGUAGCUCAGACGUAUCAAGCAGAGCACAAUAACAUCACAGUGGCCAAGUAUCAAGACAUCCACAGCUCGCUCUCUCAGGGGUCCACGUCGAACUGGUCAAGGGUCUUAAAUGAGAUGGCUCAAGUGGCUCGCAUUAUUGUGAUAUCAGCACAUGGCAAGGUGGUUCGUAGUUUACUAAUUGAAGCUCACAAGAAAGGCCUGACCAAUGGAGAUUUUGUUUUCUUUUGUUUCGAGCCGUACAAGCAAAAGGUCUUGUUUGGCAGUUUUGACUGGGAACAAGGCGAUUCAUAUGACUCAAUGGCCAAGCAGGCCUAUCAGGCUCUGUUUUUCCUGUCUCUGUAUAAACCCAGUGAUAAACGGUAUCAGGCUUUCUCAGAGAAUGUCAUCAGUAGAUCCAAAAUAGACUUUGGCUAUACAUAUGCUCAAACGGAAAAGGUUUCAGUGUUAGCAGCGAUAGCUCAUGAUACUGUCUGGCUGUAUGCUCAUGCAUUAAACGAAACUUUGGCAGAAAAUGGAAACCCAUAUGAUGGCUUAGCUGUCACUAGACGGAUGUGGAACAGAACUAUCAAAGGUAUCCAAGGAGAUGUGACUAUUGAUGCAAGUGGAGAUCGUGAGCUAAACUAUAUGAUGAAACAGAUCAGAGGUAGCAAUAACCAAUGUCAGGUUGUUGCAAACUAUUUUGGGACUUAUAAGGCAGUAAAAGGAGUUCAGAUCCUCUGGCCUGGAGGACUGACAAGUCCUCCAAAAGACUCUCCAGACUGUGGUUUUAGAGGAGAACUCUGCAUCAAUCUAGAGAGAAAAUUCUUGAUUGCUUUGGGGAUUAUUGCUGGCUUGAUGGCUGCAGGGACCCUUGCAAUCUGUGUUUUGUACAGGAAGUACAAACUCCCGGAGGAAGCUUCCAAGAUGCUGUGGACGAUCAAUGCUAAUGAUGUCAUAAUGAUGGAGCAUCAUUCCUCAACUGUGCCAGAAAAGUCCCACAGAUCCAAACCCCUUCAGGCUUCAUUGGAGUCCAUCAUUUGCAGUAUGCAAGACAAGCCAUCAGCGCAUAGAACCGCAGUCUACAAAGGCACAAUUUGUUCUGUUUCCUUCGUAAAUCUGAGAAGCACACAUCUGAACAGCGAGCUGCUGGCAGAGCUCAAACAGUUUAGGGAUCUGACCCAUUAUAACCUCUGUAAAUUUAUUGGAGCGGCCCUGGAAACAUCUCAACCAUUCAUUCUGACAGAGUACUGCCCUAAAGGCAGCCUGCAGGACAUUUUGCAGAAUGAGUCUAUCAAGCUGGACUGGACGUUUAAGUUUUCCCUCAUGCUAGACAUUGUGAAGGGCAUGGACUAUUUGCACCAUAGUCCCCUGCAGUAUCAUGGUCACCUGUCAUCCUCCAGCUGUGUGGUCGACAGCCGUUUUGUCCUGAAGGUCACUGACUUUGGACUUAACUCAGUCAGGCGUUUAGACACAGAGCAGAGCCCUGGAUCUGACCCCUGGACCGCUCUAUUGUGGAGGGCACCAGAGCUGCUGAGGCAGUCCAUUCCUGCUAAUGGCACUCAAAAAGGGGAUGUUUACAGUUUUGCCAUUAUCGCUCAAGAGGUAGUGUACCGCAGAGGGCCUUUCUACAUCCCCAACAGUCACUUCAGCCCUAGAGAGAUUGUGGAGCGGGUCAGAGCAGGUGGCUGUAGUCCAUCGAGGCCUUACAUUGACCGAGCCGAGUGUGUAGAGGAACUGGAGAGUCUAGUGGUGAGCUGCUGGAGAGAGACACCUGCAGAGAGACCUGACUUCUCUUAUAUCAGGACGGCUAUCAAGAAAAACUCUCCUCAUGGAGUCUCUGAGAACAUUCUGGAUGACCUGCUGUCCCGUAUGGAGCAGUAUGCCUGUAAUCUUGAGGAGAUAGUGAGUGAACGCACAGCUGAACUUCAGGAGGAGAAGAAGCGAGCAGAGGGACUGCUCACACAGAUGCUGCCUCGAUCUGUAGCUUCUCAGCUCAUCGCAGGAAAGACAGUGAGAGCCGAGACCUACGACUGCGUCACCAUCUAUUUCAGUGACAUUGAAGGCUUCACAGCCAUGUCAGCAUCCCUCACGCCAAUGCAGGUUGUGAAUGUGCUGAAUGACCUGUACACAUACUUCGACAAUAUCAUCGACUACCACAAUGUUUACAAAGUAGAAACCAUUGGAGAUGCGUACAUGGUGGUCUCAGGCCUGCCUAUAAGAAAUGGAGACGACCAUGCGAAAGAAAUAGCUAGGAUGUCAUUAGCUAUAGUGCAGGGAUUGAGGAGCUUCCAUAGUCCACACGUACCAGAGCAGCAGCUGAGGGUCCGCAUUGGAGUCCAUUCAGGGCCUUGUGUUGCAGGGGUUGUGGGUCUGAAAAUGCCGCGCUACUGUUUAUUUGGAGACACCGUGAACACAGCCUCUAGAAUGGAGUCAUAUGGAUUACCCCUGAAGAUCCAUGUGAGCAGCUCCACCAAGUCUCUCCUUGACACUUUCAGGAAUUUCCGCUGUGAACUCCGAGGUGACAUCCACAUAAAGGGAAAGGGCUGGGUGAGGACAUUUUGGCUUUUGGGAGAGGACUACUAAACCAGAUGUCCCACUUAAUACGGUUUAACAUGCUUCAAAAAAGAGAAAAGAAAUAACAGUUGUAGAUUUUUAUUAGAGCAUGCUAUACUCAUGUAUAAUGUUACUUUAUUUUGUGUGCUUGCAGUAUUUUAGUUACAAUAAGCAGUUCUUCACGGUAUUUAUAAAAGUUUGAGGUUAAGAUUUUAUUAGUAUUUUUUACAUCUCUUAACCUUCAGUUAUUACCUUUUACUUGGGGCAAACCAAAUUUACGGACAUUUUGCUAUUUCAGCCCAGUAUUUUGUAAAACAUCUGCAGAUUUAUGCGGAAUAUUUUUGGGAGUAUCAUAACAAAAAACUUAACAUAUGAA